AUGCUUCUUCAUUACCUUGCACUUACUUAUGGUACAGCCCUAGUUGUGGGCUCACCAGUUCCCGACCUUGAGCCACAGCUUUCUGAGCCCCUACUUAUUCCAACUAUUCUUGGUAUCACCGAUCCUAUGAUCUCAAACGCACCAGCUCUGCCAAUCCUGCAGGUCCCAGGUCCACCACUCCCUUCUAUUCCCUUCACAGGAAGUAACACUAAGCCGAAGAAGAUUGGAUAUUUUUGGACUGGGGCUGGCGACAAUCAAUAUGCAGAUUUCUUAGCGACUUACAGUCUUGAUGAUGAUACUUUCGGCCAAUUCAUCUGGUUAACAGAUGUACCCACCAGUGGCAACUCGCCUCAUCAUCUGGGUGUCAGCGCAGAUGGAAAAACAUUAGUUGGAGGUGGUUUACUUUCCCUCUUGAAAACUCAGGACACUGCCUACUAUUUCGAUGUCUCAAACCCAUACCGCCCAAAAUUCUCCCACAGCAACAGGGCUCUACUGUCCUCAAUGACGGAUGAGAUUCACGCUAAACCAGACGGAGGUUUCAUCAUCACCUACAUGGGCUCAGCAGCCGGCGCUUCCCCGGGAAGACUCGUCGAAACCGACUCAGAAUACAAUAUCAUUGGCGAAUUUCCAGCCGUUACAGAUAUUGCUGGAACUCUCAACACUGUCGAAGAACCAUUCAACCCUCACGGCCUGACUGUCGACUGGAACAAGAAUAUUAUCCUCACCUCAGACUAUGUGGUUCCAGUCACGAUCCUGAAGCCAUCUCUUGGGAUAGUGCUUGACAACACCUUGCGUCUCUGGAAACUGGAUACUCGCACAGUCAUUAGCACCAUUACAAUUCCUAACGGAGGCGGUAUCCAAGACGUCAAAUUCAUCCCCGGCAACCCCGAGUCCGCUGCUGUUGCUACAGCAGUCGCCUUGGGCCAAGUCUGGAUCAUCUACCCCUUUCGCUACGACAGAAGCGGCAAGCAAGGUGUAGCAGAGCUUCUGUACGACCUCGGUCCCAAAGCCGAGAACGACGGAAAAUAUGCAUACUUCACCCUCACAACAGAUAACCACAUUGCAGCCCUCGAUAUCUCUGACCUCAACAACGUUAAGCGACUCGAUGACCCAAGCACCAUCCAACCAACAAUCGGACCGCAUUACAUCAAAGUCACUCCUGACCAGAAACACAUCAUCGUCAAUGACUACUUCUUGCAAACCGGAGACAAUGGACUGGUCAACACACCUGCUGAUUACAGAGCGCUGUAUAUUGAUAUCAAUCCUGAUGGGAGUUUGCAUUUUAAUCGCAGUAUCGAUUUUGUACAGCAGUUUUCGAGGGGUGGAAUCAAUGAUCGCGGUGGGGCGAAACCACAUUCUACUGUGGUGUUUGAUUUGACGGACCCGGCCCAUCCUUAUUAUUCCUGA
This is a messenger RNA of Hyaloscypha bicolor E, 1407 nucleotides long. RefSeq lists its product as uncharacterized. The transcript has 6 exons. The record is from RefSeq and is a predicted model, not a curated record. Gene Ontology annotation, molecular function: protein binding. The coding region runs from base 1 to 1407 and encodes 468 amino acids. NCBI's taxonomy places the organism in Eukaryota, Fungi, Ascomycota, Leotiomycetes, Helotiales, Hyaloscyphaceae.